CCCGAAUUGAACAGUCAAAACAAUUGCGAAUGCCGUCGACACCACCGUCGCCAAUCGCAGACGCUGCACCAAGAGCGUGUCCUCCUUGCGUAGCGUCGAGGCGCCCGGGAAAGGGCUUUAGUGGCAUGCCGGACCCCUGUACCGGUGCAGCCCAGGGUUGUCCAGGCGCGUCGGCCAGUGCGCAUCUCGACGCUCUCAGUGGGUGCUAUUCGCUGGAGCUGCCCACCGCACCGCCGCAGACGCGCCUGCCAAGGAAACCCGGACACCUGCACAGGCCGUGGGCGCAGAGGCAGCGGGACCCGCUUUCAGUGGCCCUGCCCGCUGUAACUGGUUCCCUGGACCUGGCUGAGUCGCGGUCUGCCCAAAGCAAACACCCAAUUGCCCAAAGCGACGCUUUUGCCUGUGUUUUUCCUCUCGCCUCCAGCAACGCCGCCCUCUCUCCUCUCGGCCAUCGUCGCCAAAGGAUCGUCUAACACCAGACCCUCGACUCGCGGUUGCAUUCUUUCCUCCAUCUGAUCCUUGGGUUGCGUCUAUUUUAUAAUAGCCUGCUUUUCUUUUUAGCUCGUCCCCGUCCAGCCAGGUCGGACGUGCUCAGAUUACCAAGGCAUUUCCAAAAAUACACCUACCUGACCGCACCAUAACAUCACGCCCUCAGUUGACCCCUUUCGACACCCUCAUGCAUCGAUACGUAUAGCGACACCUAGCAGAUUCGAUCAACGACUGCGUCAAUUUGGCUCAUUAGUCCGCCUUCACCACCAGGCAACGACAGCAGCUUGAUAAGCUUUGGCCGACACCCCCCAAAGUCAAAGAGGUCAUCAUCACAUCAACGCAUAACACCGUCUGUUUUGUUCCUUGUACCGCCCUACCAGCUCUGUCCACCCCGUAUUAUCAAAGGGUUGGCCAGCUUUGAUACAGUACAGCUACGCCAUGCCAUCGUAUUUGGCGGACGAUGAGAUGCCAGACUUCUCGUCGAACCUCGCCCAGCUCCAACUCGACCCGCAGAAUCGCUUUGGCCUUACCGCAAACAAAGAAGUUGCCAAUGUUGGCGCUGUAAACAGCGAACAAACACAUCAUAUCUCAGAGAGCUUUGACGAUCGCUCCACCCUCUCAACAGCACACGAAUCCGACGCCUCCGGAGCUACUCCAACGACCAUGAACGGUGGAUCCCAGUCGACAGGCAAAACGUCAAUAAACCGAGCCUCCCAUACCUCUUACAGUGAUGAAAAGGCUGCUUCAAACGACAUUGCGAAUGGUACAACAAUGAUCUUACCAGACAGGACCUCGAAGGCUGAUACUGAUAAGCUCUCGUUGUCGCCAGAUGAUAUCACUCAGUUCCCGUUAGCACCGACCACCAACGGUCAAGAAUAUAGCAACGAUGGUGGGAAUUCAACACCACACGACUCCUUGACACCCUCAAACUCCGACGUACGCACAAACGCCCCCCAAUCGGCAACCCUGGCUCCUCCUAAGCCUGGCCCUCAUCGGUUCUCUUCUCCCCCAGCCUACCAGUCGGGUAAUUCAGUGGUGAAAUCAUCACCUUCUGGUCACCUACUUCCUCCUGAGCAACUCCAACCGCCGGUUCUCAAACAACGACAUACCCUUGAGGUUUCCAAGCCUACAGCUAGUAGAACAUCCAAAGAUGGCCUAGAUUCAGCCCAAAGCACUGGUCGAUUUUCGCCAACUACUGCAGCCGGGGGCAAUCGACGUACAUCGAUGAAUUUGGGCCGUAGGAGUGCCCGAAUGUCAAAUGCGGACAUGCCUCGAGAUGAAGUAGCCCCUGACGAAGACGCUCUUAGAUGGGCCGAAGCCUACCGCCAGAAGCGAGCUAGUAAGCGUCGCAAGAAGGAGGAGGAAGACGAUGAUAGAGUCUUGGUUGGCACAAAGGUCGACGAAUCGCAUGCAAACUGGGUUACAGCGUACAACAUGUUGACUGGCAUUCGCGUGUCUGUCUCAAGAACAAACGCCAAACUGGAUCGUGAGCUCACUGAUGCCGAUUUUGAGGCCAAACAAAAGUCUACGUUUGAUAUCACCGGUAACGAGCUGGUUCCCUCGGCCAAAUAUGAUUUUAAGUUCAAAGACUACGCUCCUUGGGUCUUUCGCCGACUUCGAGCCCUCUUCCGCCUUGAUCCUGCCGAUUAUCUAAUGUCCUUGACGGGCAAAUAUAUCCUAUCCGAGCUAGGUUCUCCUGGCAAAAGUGGCAGCUUCUUUUACUUUUCCCGAGAUUACAAGUACAUCAUCAAAACGAUUCACCAUGCCGAGCACAAAUUUCUUCGCAAAGUUCUCAAGGAUUACUACACCCAUGUUCAAGAGAACCCCAACACCCUCCUCUCUCAAUUCUACGGCCUUCAUCGCGUUAAGAUGCCAUACGGCAAAAAGAUACACUUUGUCGUCAUGAACAACCUCUUUCCGCCACAUCGUGAUAUUCACACCACCUUUGACCUCAAGGGUUCUACUGUCGGCCGUAAUUACAGGGAAGAAGACCUUGAAAACAAUCCUCGUGCGACGCUUAAGGACCUCAACUGGCUACGCCGGCAACGAAACCUUGAGUUGGGUAUCCAAAAGAAGCGUCUGUUCCUAGAGCAGCUUCAGAAGGAUGUUGCACUCCUCAAGCGUCUCCAGAUCAUGGAUUAUUCCCUACUUGUUGGUAUCCACGACCUAUCUAGAGGAAAUGAUGAAAAUCUUCGUGACAAGACGUUGCGGGUUUUCAAUCCAGGCGGUGACAAGUCUGCUGAGGAAGAGCCUCAGCCCAAUCUUUAUCGCACGCCGUCCAAAAUGGAGACCGCUCGAAAAGCCCGCGAGCUUCGACAGAUGAUUCGACAAGAGCGCCCCAUUCCUAUUGGACAGGCUAUUGAUAAGAUGCCGGAUGAGCUGGGCGAGAGCCACAGCCGCCCUGGCUUUGUCUUUAACCAAGACGACGGCGGAUUCCAGGCUACGCACGAAAACAAUGCUCCGGCAGAUGAGAUCUACUAUCUUGGUGUUAUCGACUGCCUCACACACUAUGGUGUUAUCAAAAAGAUUGAACACUUCUGGAAGGGCCUUUCGAACGAUAGGACGCAAAUAUCGGCCUUGCCGCCCGAUCAGUACGGCGACCGAUUCUACAACUUUGUAGAGGGUGUCACCAUGUCUCAUGAAGAAGCGCAGCGGGAGGCCCUGCGCAGAGACAGGGAGCUCAUGGAAGCCGCAAGGCAGUCGAUGGACAAGGCUCACAAACAGAAGGAUAAGCAGAAGCUUGCCAUUCCGCCGAUGCCAACACACCAGCCGCCUGCUCCUCCGGGCCAACCGUCCCGGGAAGCUAGAGAAACGGUAAACCUGGCAAACACGGAAGCCGAGAAGCUCGAUACAGAAGCAGUGCAGGCUGGGCAACAUGCACCUGACCGUGUUUUGGGUACCAUUGGUCCCCUAGAAGGGCGAGAUGGGCAGCGAGAUUCCAUCUUGCCCAUUGUGGAAGAAGCUGGCGAAGGCACCCGUGAAGAAGGGUCAUCAGAUGCGACUCCAGUCAAUGCCAGCCCUACCAGGGGCCGCCUGAGCAGAGAAAGUCUCGACAAGAAGCUACCUCCGCUGCCAGGGAGUGAAGAGAGCAGACAGGAGAGUGGAGUUCGCAUAGUGGCCUAGAUUGCUAGCGCCUGGCAAUACUGUCUUACCCCAGCUUGUCCUGAUUAACGUCACUCCUUCGACCUUUACUUUUUUCCAGCACUAUUAUCCAGUCUAUUUCUUGUUAUAUGUUGCAUUUUCACAAAGCAAGCGGGCAAAGAGCAAAGAGCGGGUGUCAUCAAAGUUAAUCAAUACUCAUAUCCUUAAUUCGCCUGACAACAGCUUCUUUUCUGAUCAACCCAUCGGCGCUGUUUCUCGUUGGCGUGAGUUUGGUUUUCCAUCAUGUCCUUUAUUCUCAGCCUUCAGUAGGAUUUCUACUUUUGUUUUCUUUCUUGUCUUUUUUUGUUUGCUCCAACACAUGGAUGAUACCACCAGCUGCAUUUGCGAGUAUUUUCUAUUCCUGCUGUUUUAUAUUUCUUGCCACCUUGUUUGAUUGGGCAAGCCUGCAUGGGAAGGGACUAGGGUCAUUGUUUUUUGUAAUGCUAAAGUAGUAACUUAGAAUGAAGAAGAAUAAGAAGAGUUUUAUUUUGUAUCCUUGAUUGUGCUUCCUUGUGUGCCGUACCGCUGCGUUGUUGGCCAGAAGUCUCAUAGCUAAUUAUACAUGCUGCCUUUGAACCAGGCCCUUAAACGUACAUGUCCCUCUCCAAAAUCGCAGUCGUCGGGCAUGAGAGGCUGUGCUCUUGUUCGCCAAUGUCCUGUUUUAUAUACUGUGAAAUUCCACUUGUCGCCCAUGAUGUGAGUCCUAUCGUUAAUUGCCGCCCUUCUUCUCCCACAUGCUCUGCAGGUCAUCCUUGGAUGUGCCCUUGCCCUCUGGCGCAAAGGCCGUCGACACCGACAUUUCCACGGCUCCCUGCUUUCUCAGCUCGUCCAGUCUUCGCUUCUUCUGAAUAUCGGCAACGCGCCACUGCUUAAAGUACUUGACCCAGGCCACGGCGCAGUCUUUCUCAAACUCGGCGGAAGAGGCGGCGCAGGCCUUUGCGGCAGCGCUGGCACCCGGGUCCUUUGUAGCAUCGACAAUGUUGUUGGCAUCGAGACAGGCAAAGUAGGCGUCACGGGCGGCCCAGCAUACAGCUCGCUCGUUACGUGUGGGAAUGGCAUUGCCGUUGCGGAUGGCGUCGCCGCGGGUUUCUGAAGAGAAUGGCCACCAGCCCAUUGCGUCGGAUGAAGGGGGGCGGUUGAGUAUGUGGUUCUGUAUUCGAGAAGGGUUGUGGCGCAGUUAUCGUUGCUUCUGCGAUUAUUCUGCUUCAGGAAAUGAAUUGGGCUUGACAGAUGCGAAUAACUCGACGGUGUUUAAAAAUAUUAGUUUGAUGAUUGUACGUACAGCAAUAGCUGUGACGAUGGCGGCGGACCACCUACGAAAAAGGGCGGCAGAAACCAGCGG
[Torrubiella] hemipterigena is the source of this 4972-nucleotide messenger RNA. Lineage: Eukaryota; Fungi; Ascomycota; Sordariomycetes; Hypocreales; Clavicipitaceae. The record is from the annotation of a GenBank genome assembly.